Odocoileus virginianus texanus is the source of this 8640-nucleotide messenger RNA. NCBI's taxonomy places the organism in Eukaryota, Metazoa, Chordata, Mammalia, Artiodactyla, Cervidae. The record is from RefSeq and is a predicted model, not a curated record.
AUGCGUGUGCGAGCGAGUGUGAGCGCACAGGACAGAGGCGUCGAGUUGUGGAGCGGACUCGUACGCAAGUUCCGAAGGCCCGCGUGUUCGCGGUGGCUGGCCCAAAAGGGGCCGGAGAGGCUCGGCCUGCGAGGAGCGGGCAGCGCCCGGAGGGGCUCGGAGUCUGGGUGGGAGGGAGAGGGGUCUCGCGAGGGUUUCAGGGCGUGGCUGGAGUGGGGGGCGCGCGGCGAGUGUGCGCGCGCGAGAGAGGGCGAGUGUGAGCGCGGCGAGUGUGAGCGCGGCGAGUGUGCGGCCGCGUCGCCAUUCCCCGUGACGUCAGAGUGUAUUGUUGUGAGCGGGGCCGAGCGGAGCAUCCCCGGAGCUGUCACCGCGGCGGCGGNCGAGCGCCCGGCCGCGCUCCGCUUCGCUCUGCCGCUCCGGAGACCUUUGUGUGGCAAUUACCACUCCCUCCCGGCCCCUCCACCCCCCGGAAUUCCAUCGAUAACUCUCCGUGCACGGUCUGUGUGGGUUUCGACGUUUGUGAGUGCAUACAUUUCACACGUGCAUGCCCGGCGUGUGCCCGACCCGGACUUGUGGGGCGUGUUGCAUGUGGGCUCCGUCGUGGCGCCCCUGUGUGCCGUGUCGUGUGCAUUAUGUAUGCACACUGAUACGUGCAGGUUUUGUGUGGCUCAAGUUCGCUGGUGUUUGAUAUUUCUGUACAGCGUGUCUCACGGGAAUGCACUAGAAAAACACCCCAACUCACCAAUGACAGCAAAGCAGAUAUUGGAAGUCAUUCAGAAAGAAGGGUUAAAAGAAACAAGAAAUGGAACUUCUCCAUUAGCCUGUCUGAAUGCAAUGCUUCACACUAACACGCGAAUCGGGGAUGGAACAUUCUUCAAAAUCCCUGGGAAGUCAGGCCUCUAUGCUCUCAAAAAAGAGGAGUCAUCAUGCUCAGCCGAUGGAACUUUGGAUUUAGGCUGUGAGUCUGAAUUGGAUGGCUCAGAGAUGGCGGAGGCCAAUGCCAGUGGGGAAGGAAAUGGAGUGUGUGCGAAGCAGGUAACCGAUGAGGCGUCUUCCACCCGAGAUUCAAGCCUUCCUAACACAGCAGUGCAGAGCAAGUUAGUGUCUUCCUUUCAGCAACACACCAAAAAGGCUCUCAAACAGGCUUUGAGGCAGCAGCAGAAGAGAAGAAAUGGAGUCUCAAUGAUGGUAAACAAGACUGUCCCUCGUGUGGUUCUGACACCAUUAAAGGUGUCUGAUGAGCAGUCGGAUUCGCCUUCAGGAUCUGAAUCUAAAAAUGGUGAAGCAGACAGUUCAGAUAAAGAAAUGAAACAUGGGCAAAAAUCUCCCACUGGAAAACAAACAAGUCAGCACUUAAAGCGAUUAAAAAAGUCUGGUUUAGGACACUUGAAAUGGACCAAAGCUGAGGACAUUGACAUAGAAACCCCGGGAUCUAUUCUUGUCAACACUAACUUGAGGGCAUUAAUAAAUAAACAUACAUUUGCUUCCUUACCUCAGCAUUUUCAACAGUACCUCCUGCUUUUGCUCCCAGAAGUGGAUAGGCAGAUGGGAAGUGAUGGAAUUUUACGCCUCAGUACUUCAGCUCUAAAUAAUGAAUUCUUUGCAUAUGCAGCACAAGGCUGGAAACAGCGACUGGCAGAAGGAGAGUUUACUCCAGAAAUGCAAUUGCGGAUAAGGCAAGAAAUUGAGAAGGAAAAGAAAACAGAACCCUGGAAAGAAAAAUUCUUUGAAAGGUUUUAUGGAGAAAAGUUGGGCAUGUCAAGAGAGGACUCUGUAAAGCUCACAUCUGGACCAAACAUUGAUGGAGCUGAAAGUAGUUCUUCAUGUGGGACCCCUGGCCUUCCCAGUCUUUCUGCACAGACUCCUUUGAAAGAACAACAGCCAAAAAGCAUGAAAAGCCCAACUUCUCCAGAGCCUGAAUUCUGUGCUAUGCUUUGUCCUAUGGUAGAUGUAGGCAAAGAUGUAAUGACAGAGUCGGAAUCAGAGGACAUCUUGAUCCCUGAAGAAUCCGUGAUUCAGGAGGAAAUUGCAGAAGAGGUUGAGACCAGCAUCUGUGAGUGCCAGGAUGAGAAUCACAAGACAGUACCUGAAUUUUCUGAGGAGUUGGAAAGUCCAGUCACCUCUCAUGAAGAGCCACAGAUGGCACCUCCUGAAGAUCACGUGGAGUCUUGUGUUAUGAUGAAUGAUGUUUUGGAAACUUUGCCUCCUAUCGAAGUUAACGUGGAAGAGAAAUCAGAGUCUCCCCAGGAAGAGAUGUCUGUUGUCAUUGAUCAGCUGGAAGUCUGUGACUCCCUCAUUCCUUCCACUUUAUCUGUGAGUCAUGUUAGUGACACAGAACAUAAAGAGCCAGAAACUGCACUAGAGACCAACACUCCAAAAAUUAAAACAGGGUCAGCGUCCCUAGAAGGCCGAUUUCCAAGUGAGGGCAUUGCCGUGGAUAUGGAGUUGCAGAGCGAGCCUGAUGAGCAGCUUUCUGAAAAUGCCUGCAUCUCUGAAACAUCCUUCUCUUCUGAGAGCCCAGAGGGAGCCUGUACCAGUCUGACAUCCCCAGGAGGGGAAAACCAGUCCACUUCAGAGGAGUCGUGUACCCCAACCUCCCUUGAGACAACGUUUUGUUCUGAGGUGUCCAGCACUGAAAAUGUGGACAGAUAUAAUCAGAGAAAUUCCACUGAUGAAAAUCUUCAUGCAUCUUUGCUGUCAGAAAUCUCUCCAAUAUCCACCUCACCUGAGACAUCAGAAGCAUCUUUGAUGUCCAAUUUGCCUUUGACAUCAGAAGCAUCCCCAGUGUCAAAUUUACCUUUAACAUCAGAAACUUCGCCCAUGUCUGAUUUACCUUUGACAUCAGAAACUUCUUCAGUGUCUUCCAUGCUUCUCACACCCGAGACCACUUUUAUAUCCAGUUUGCCACUUCCUUCAGAAACAUCUCCAGUUUCCAGUUCUUCCAUGAAUGAAAGAAUGGUGCAGCAACAAAGAAAGUCCACUUCUGUAUCUGAAGAACCACCCUCCCCACAGAAAGAUGAAGGCUCUGCCCCUGCCAAGCCCUUGGGAGAAGGUGUUACCUCUCAACAGAAGAUUCUGUCAAAUGCUCCUGAACCCAUCAAAAUGGCUUCUUCUUCAGUUGCUCCUGAAGCGUAUUCAUCAGAAGAAUUGCACAGUAACACCUUGAAUCAGCAGCCGGGUAAAUCACACGUUGAAACUGAGAAAUCCUAUCCCACUUCGAUUCCAGAACUUCCUUCUACAGAAAUGAUAAAAGUGAAAAAUCAUAAUGUCCUGCAAAGAGCAGAAAAGAAAGGGAUGUCUUCACCAUUGGACUUACCCGUCUUUUCUGAAGAGACAGAGAGUAAGGGAAAUGAGGUCCCAUCAGCUAAACUGCAGGACAAACAGUACAUCUCCUCGGUAGAUAAGGCUUCAUUUUCAGAAGGCUCUAGAAAUAAAAUGCAUAAGCCGGGGAACUCACAGAAUCGGCUAGAGAACUCACAUUCUUCCAAGUUGUCAGAACCCUCCAAGUCCCCAGAUGGGGUAAGAAAUGAGAGCAGAGAAUCUGAAAUAUCAAAGAGGAAAACUGCAGAGCAUCACGGCUUCGGGAUUUGUAAGGAGAAGAGGGCUAGGAUAGACGAUGACCAGUCAUCUGCUGGACGGAACAUCUCGUCCAGCAGCCCACCUGAGAAAGAGCCGCCCCCAAGAGAGGAGCCAAGGGUCCCACCUCUCAAGAUCCAGCUAUCCAAAAUCGGGCCACCCUUUAUCAUCAAGAGCCAACCCGUCUCCAAACCAGAGGCUCGUGCGUCUUCCAGCACCUCGGUCAGUAGCGGGAGGAACACGGGAGCCCGGACCCUGGCAGACAUCAAGGCCCGAGCCCAGCAAGCCAGGGCCCAGCGCGAGGCGGCGGCGGCGGCGGCUGUGGCAGCCGCAGCCAGCAUCGUCUCAGGAGCCAUGGGGAGCCCCGGAGAGGGCGGGAAGGCCAGGACCCUGGCGCACAUCAAAGAGCAGACGAAGGCCAAGCUCUUUGCUAAGCAUCAAGCGCGAGCCCACCUCUUCCAGAAUCCAAAAGAACCCCGGGGGCCUCCCCCGCUCGGCCCAAAGGAAGGGCCUCCAAGCUUAGACGUCAUUUCUCCUGCCCCUGAAACAAAAAUUGAAGGCUCACCUGGCGUCAUCAUUGUUAACCCGAACUGCCGAUCUCCCAGCAACAAGGCCGCACACCUCCGGGACACCGCCACGGUUCUCCAGCAGCCUCUCACCCCGGCGAAACUUCCAGAAACCGCCACGGACUUAUCUGUGCAUAGUUCUGACGAAAACACACCCGUGUCACACUUAUCUGAGAAAAUAGUUUCAUCUACCUCUUCUGAAAAUAGCAGUGUGCCCAUGCUUUUUAAUAAAAAUCCCGUCCCCGCGUCUGUCUGCAGCACCGCUCUGUCGGGAGCAAUUAAAGAGCAUCCCUUUGUGAGUCCUGUUGAUAAAUCCUCUGUCCUAAUGUCUGUUGACAGUGCAAACGCUACAAUUUCUGCUUGUAACAUAAGCAUGUUAAAAACCAUCCAGGGAACGGACACCCCAUGCAUAGCCAUUAUACCAAAAUGUAUGGAGAGCACAUCUCUCCCUGCCCCCUCGGAAGGCACAGGCUCAGCCAGCCCCCACAAUGACCAGCUGGCACUGGUACCCAGCAGCAGUGCUGGCAGCCUCGUCUCUGCUCAGUACACCUCCGUGCCAGCUCCCUCGAUUGGAAGCAACUUGCCCAACCAUCUCUCCACUAGCUCUGUCUUGAUGCCCCCAACGGGAAUGAACAACAGAUACCCUUCUGAGAAGAUAGCCAUGCCUGGGAGCGAAGAACCGGCCACCAUGCCCAUGGGCACCACUGUGAGAGCCGCCCUCGGCUGUAGGGACCCCAUUGCGGUCACCGACGCCCUAGUGGCACGCCCACCCGUGGCAGUGUUUUCUGGAAGCAUGCUGACCAUUAGCUCUUAUGAUAGCCCUCCCAAGUUAAGCACCGAAAGCCUUGACAAAACUUUAGGGACUCGGAACAGGGGAGACCCUUCUGGAAAACCUCAGCCAACCCCAGGCGGCUUCACACCUGCAGCCAUAAAUCGAUCCAUCCCGUGUAAGGUCAUCGUGGACCACAGCACCACGCUGACCUCCACACUGUCUCUGACCGUUUCCCUGGAGAGUGCGGAAGCCGGCUUGGAGCUCCAGACCCGGUCCGGGAGGACGGAGGCAGCUGGGCCACCCGUGGCCUGCCCGCAGGUGUCUGUCAUCAGCAGGCCUGAGCCGGUGGCCCCUGAAGGCGGAGAUCACGGUUCCAGUUUCAUCGCGGCUUCCGCGGCCGAGCAAGACAGUCAGACAAUGAAGGCCACUUGUCCGGGUCUUCGCGAAGGACUCCUGGUUGUUCCCGAUAAAUUAAAAGAGGGGGCUCCCCCGAGUCACAGCUUUGCCGAGCAGGCGCGUGGUUCAGCCGCGUUCAAGAGUGAAGCUGAUACCACCUGUAGCCAUCCGUACAACUCUGGCAGCCGGAUCUGCUGGAGCGAGGACGGGAUGCGGAGCACGGGCCAGCCUCAGCCCAACCACCCGGCUUCCAGCAAACAGAAGGACUAUCUGGAGCAGAACUGUCCCAAGUCCAUCAAGACCGAGCACGCCAGCUACUCGCACGUGGCGGAACUUCAGCCUCGGAAUCUCAUCACAAGCGUCACACUCCCCGUGAAGUCCGAACCUCAUGAUGUGGACAAGGGCUUCAGGAUGGACACCGAAGACUUCCCCGGCGCCGAGCUGCCUGCUCCCACCGCCGAGGCAGCCCCGAGUGCGCAGCCGCCUCAGGCCGUGAAGGCCCCCGCCUCCGGGGCCUUGGAGGAGGCCGUCUCUUUGGCCACAGACAACCUGAAGCGGGUGCCCAGCGCUGGGAGCUCCAGCUGCCGUCUGUCCUCGGUGGAGGCCAAUAACCCCCUCGUCACCCAGUUACUCCAGGGCAACCUGCCUCUGGAGAAAGUGUUGCCGCAACCCAGACUGGGAGCCAAGCUGGAGAUCAACAGGCUCCCCCUGCCUCUUCCGACUACCUCAGCGGGUAAAGCAGCCCCAGAGAGGAACGUGGUUGAAAUGCCCCUCAGCUCGCCCAACCCAGAUGGGAAGGGCUACCUGGCCGGAGCCCUGGCACCGCUCCAAAUGAGGAAGCGAGAGAACCACCCCAAGAAGAGGGUGGCCAGGACCGUAGGGGAGCACACGCAAGUCAAGUGCGAGCCGGGGAAACUGCUGGCGGACCCCGACGUGAAAGGGGUGCCCUGUGUCCUCGGCUCCGGCCUGAGUCCGCUGGCACACAGCCAGCCUCUGAAGCAGGAGUGGCUGAACAAGCACCCCGCGCAGAGCAGGAUUGCUCACAGCCCUGAGGUCAAACAGCAGAAGCGACUGCUCCCCUCGUGUAGCUUCCAGCAGACCCUGUUUCACGUCGACAAGAAUGGGGGCUUCCAUCCCGACCCCGGGACCUCGCACAGACAGCAGUUUUACCAAAUGCCUCUGACACCCAGGGGCCCCCUUCCUCCUGCAGCCCUGUUACCGGCCUCUGCCAAGACCCCAGCAGGCUGUAACGCGUUCGCCUUCAACAGGCACCUUGAACAGAAGGGACUGGGGGAGGUUGGCCUUUCCCCGGCGCCUCACCAGCUGAGGUUAGCCAACAUGGCACCCCCCAACGUGCCCAUUAAAGAAGGUGAUGACGUCGGGGGGACCCCACACGGAAUGCCGCACAAGGCCCUGGUGCCUCCCUCGCCCCCCCCACUGCCGCCUCCACUACCUCCACCGCAUCCUAACCCGGAAGUCCCAUCCGAGCAAAAACAACCGCCGGUUACCAUGGAAACCACUAAGCGACUCAGUUGGCCACAGUCCACGGGCAUAUGUAGCAAUAUAAAAUCGGAACCUCUUUCUUUUGAGGAAGGUUUGAGCAGCAGCUGUGAACUGGGCAUGAAACAAGUUUCCUACGACCAGAGUGAGAUGAAAGAACAGUUGAAGGCCUUUGCGUUGAAAAAUGCUGAUUUCUCUUCCUAUUUGCUUUCCGAGCCGCAAAAGCCUUUCACCCAAUUAGCUGCUCAGAAAAUGCAGGCGCAGCAACAGCAGCAGCUCUGUGGAAACUAUCCAACCAUCCACUUCGGGAGCACAAGCUUCAGAAGGGCCACGUCUGCCAUUGAAAAGUCUAUUGGGGUUUUGGGAAGUGGCUCCAGUCCCACCACGGGCCUGCCUGCUCAGAACGCCCAAAUGCCUGUUCAGAACUUUGCCGACAGCAGCAACGCAGACGAAUUGGAACUGAAAUGCUCUUGCCGGCUGAAAGCCAUGAUUGUGUGCAAAGGCUGCGGGGCCUUUUGCCAUGACGACUGCAUAGGGCCUUCUAAACUCUGUGUCGCUUGCCUGGUUGUGCGAUAAAAGCCGAGUGAAAGGUGCAGUAUCCCUUUUCCACUACGGAAAAGCCAAACGGCAUCAUCAACAACACAUUGAGUCACUCCGGGGUCUAUCCCGUGCUAAUUUAUUUUAGUUUGGAACAGAGGCUGUUUUCUCUAUCUCAUAUUGUUUUCUGGCGUUGCUGGGAGAGGCGAGAUGGCAUCUCAGUCAAGGGGCUCAGCGGCAUGUCUUUUGCAUAUUCCGUUGCCAUUUGCAACUCCUGGAAAAUUUCUACAUGUAUGUGUGUGUAUACAGGUCACUCCCUCCCAAUUUGUUGCUUUAAAAAAAAAAAAUCCAGGUGUAGCAAGGAAAAGGACAAUGUAAUUACUUCAUGGUAACCAGAAAUGAAGAUGUAGAAAGAGAUGGGUAAUCGCAAUUUUGAGGUGGUGAUGCAUUCUUCUACAGGUAAACCAUUCCAGUGAGGGUCCCACAGUUGGCUCCUUUGGAUCUGCCUUCACCAUAAGUGAUGACAUUCUGUUUGGCAAAGGGAAUCUGAUUUAAGUGUAUGAUUCCUUGUAUUUACCCAUAUCACAAGAGAUAUUAAAGGAGGUAAACCAUUAAUGAACUCCACUGUCCUUAUUCUCUUUCUUCCCUUUUGACUCUUUUCGGAGAUGGGCAGAUUACCUGGAUCUGCCUUGGACAUGGUACACACAUUGUAGUGAAAUGUCUUUUCUACCUGAAAUUGCAGUGUGGGCCUCUUGCCCAGCAGUCUGGUUCAAGCCUCUUGACACCUGAGACUAAGAUCAGUUGGACUACAAAGAGCCAUAGGCCCAGAGGAUUUCAGAGGUUUGUGCAUGGCUUCUAAGAGCAAGUAUGAAAAAAGAUACCCUAAAAUUAAGAGCAAACAAGUAAAAUGCUGUGUAUGCAAACACACCUAAAUGGGUUGAUGAUGUAAGUAUUGGUCCAUUCUAUUCACUCUAAUACAGUUACUGGAUAUUGAGAUUGGGGAGAAAUAAUCAUACCCUUUAUUGAUGACACCAUUGCAUUCUGACUUCUGACUCUGCAGAGGUUGGCCAUUUCUUUUUUAAAGUGUCAUUGAUGACCAAAGGGACUCUAGAACGCUGAAGUGUUGACAUUUUUCCAAAUAAGUUUUUUCCUCAUAAGUCACGAUCUCUGUAAUUGCAUUUGACUCUGAACUAGUCCUUUAGAAUUGUUCUGGAUGUUCCAUGAUUUGGUUUCCCCCCACCCUCAGGUGAAUUCAGUGCAUUCUUCACAUUUGGGGGAGUGGAACUACUUUUG